AUCAUCACAAUCCAGAAAACACCAGUCAAGCUCAGCAGUCAGCUCAAUCAACUCAUCAGCCUCGGCCAUCGUACCCGAAAGUUAGAACAGCACCCAGAAGCCAGUCAGCUCAAAAUACAAGAUGACUCGCUUGAUCAGGACACUGCCUCAUCGAUUGCUGUUAGCCCAAAAACGACCCUUCUCCUCCACUUUAUUCACUAGGGAUCAGCCCAACGUCCAAAUUGUGACCCCACCAUCGGUCAAAUACAAUCGUCCGAUUGGUGGUAUCAGGGCCGGGAUCUUGGGGUUCUUGACAGGUCUCACCGUCACUGGAAGCUACGCUUAUCUUCAUCUAUUUGAAGAAUAUCAAAACGCUUGCAACAUCCUUCUAUUAUCGGUUGAAGAGCUCAAGGCAUCAACCUUGAAAAUCACAAAUCAAGUCAAACGAAUCGAGCAGGUUGAGAAAGAUUUGAACCGGAUCGAAUCGAGUACAGUGACUGAGGACCAAAUCAAAAAGUUGAAAUCCGAGUUGAAAAAAUUGGUCGAUCGAGUCCAAAUCGAACAACUUGAAUUAAAAUCUAAUCUCACAAACUUAGAAACUGAUUUGAUCUCUGGAAAAUCGACAUCGAUGAAUGGAGGUAGAAUGUGUUAGAUUGUAUUUAUAUACAUACCAAGUUUUUUCUUCUUCCUUUUUUUCUGUUUAGGUAUUAGAGCUGUUGAAUCAAAAUUUAUCACGUUGUCAUCAAACCAAAUUAACUGCAUGACCAACAAAGAAAAGAGGGAAAAAAAUGGUUUCUCUGGUUUGCUUCAAACUUAAUAUCAUUAUCCAUAUUUCUCUCUUGAAGUUAACUGCUGGACUUCAUUCACCAUUGACCUGUCAGCAGCAUGGAUAACCAAACUCAAUAUCUAUGAUUCUACCCAUGAGAAUGAGAUUGUUU
Puccinia graminis f. sp. tritici CRL 75-36-700-3 is the source of this 917-nucleotide messenger RNA. RefSeq lists its product as uncharacterized. The transcript is spliced from 5 exons. Bases 122 to 631 code for a protein of 169 amino acids. Lineage: Eukaryota; Fungi; Basidiomycota; Pucciniomycetes; Pucciniales; Pucciniaceae. The record is from RefSeq and is a predicted model, not a curated record.